Molecule: messenger RNA, 1548 nt
Organism: Triticum urartu
Lineage: Eukaryota; Viridiplantae; Streptophyta; Magnoliopsida; Poales; Poaceae
Product: lipid phosphate phosphatase 2
Biological process (GO): phospholipid metabolic process; phospholipid dephosphorylation
Cellular component (GO): membrane
Molecular function (GO): phosphatidate phosphatase activity
Source: RefSeq, a predicted model, not a curated record
UUCAAAAUCAUUUGAAAAGCAAAAUUGCCCUCUCGACUUUUCCUCAAAAAACAAGAGGACAAAGCAACCACUAAUAAUCCCCUCACCAACCCUCGUCUCCUCCUCUUUCCCAGCCCCGCAAUCCACCCGGCGCGCCCCACCGUCGCCGGCGGCGCGGAGCACCGUCUUCUCCCCGGCAUCCUCCAGGGCGGAGCGCUGGAGAUCCGACUCCGCUCGGUUCCUUCUCGCGUCGGACAUAAUGGCGGAUAUCCAGUUAGGAUGUUACACUAUAAAGUCCCAUGGAGCCAAAGUGGCAAGACUCCACAUGUAUGACUGGAUAAUACUUCUCCUCCUUGCUGUCAUAGAUGGACUGUUGAAUAUAAUUGAGCCUUUUCACCGCUUCAUUGGGAAGGACAUGAUGACUGACUUGAGAUAUCCAUUAAAGGGCAAUACUGUGCCCUUUUGGGCUGUUCCGCUCAUUGGAAUUGUCUUGCCAUGUGUCAUCUUUGGUGGAAUUUACUUCAAGAAGAAGAAUAUCUAUGAUUUGCACCAUGGCAUACUGGGUAUUCUUUAUUCGGUGCUCAUAACUGCGGUGAUUACUGAUGCAAUUAAGGAUGGAGUUGGCCGACCACGUCCUGAUUUCUUCUGGCGCUGUUUCCCAGAUGGAAAGGAUCUUUAUGAUAAUGUCACUACUGGUGUUCUGUGCCAUGGAGAGAAGAGUGUCAUCAAAGAAGGUCACAAAAGCUUCCCAAGUGGACACUCAUCAUGGUCUUUUGCCGGCCUAGGCUUCCUUACGUGGUACUUGACUGGGAAAAUCGCAGUUUUUGACCGUAAAGGUCAUAUUGCAAAGCUUUGUAUUAUUGUUCUGCCUCUACUUACUGCUGCACUUGUUGCUGUUUCUCGAGUGGAUGACUACUGGCAUCACUGGCAAGAUGUGGUUGCAGGAGCUGUUUUAGGUCUCACAGUGGCUUCAUUUUGCUACCUGCAAUUUUUCCCAUACCCUUAUGAUGCAGAUGGACUGUGGCCUCACGCAUACACCCUCCAGCUAGCCGAGGCGCGCAACAGCGGCAUUGCAAACUCCUUCAGUGUGCGACCACCCACGGAGACCGAAGAAGGGGAAGGUCAGGGCGGGAUCGCCCUAAGAGACACGAGUCCUAUUCUCGACACCAUGGAGUCUGGCAGGAGAUACGGAAACUAGGAGGACCGGAUCAGACGACUACCCAAAGUACCAUGAUCGUCCUGACCUUCUUCAUGGGCUUGUUUCCGAUGCACAUGGCAGGGGAGAGCAGCUGUUUUCUCAUGCACAGUUUGGUGUAUUGUAGAGCUGUCGUUUCGUCAACCUCUGUAUGGGUUUUCAGUGUUUAAUAGAGGUUUGGUUUGUGUUAACUGGAUAGUUAGCCUCGUAAGGAUCAGCUGUACAUUACCUAGUGGAGUGCUUCGUCGUCCACGCCGGUGAACAUGUUGCAUUAUUUCUUGCUCUCUCUGCCCCCUGAGCCCCUGAGGAUGGUUGUUGAUCUUCUUGCUCUUGAGCAAGCAGUAUGUAUACAUGGUUGACUACUUGACUUGUUA